Leishmania braziliensis MHOM/BR/75/M2904 is the source of this 1869-nucleotide messenger RNA. RefSeq names its product putative MOZ/SAS family acetyltransferase. Gene Ontology annotation, biological process: regulation of DNA-templated transcription. Lineage: Eukaryota; Euglenozoa; Kinetoplastea; Trypanosomatida; Trypanosomatidae. Bases 1 to 1869 code for a protein of 622 amino acids. The transcript has a single exon. The record is from RefSeq and is a predicted model, not a curated record. Gene Ontology annotation, molecular function: histone acetyltransferase activity.
AUGGAGGUUGGCCAGCGGUGUCGUCUCCGUAUCGCCGACUGCACGUCCACGCAAGCCACGCAAAGCUCGGAUGACAUCCACAACGACGGGUUCGCUGUAACAGGUAUCGUGGUGGGGGUGCGCCCCCACGCCGAGGAGCCUUGGCGGCUCUUGUACUACGUUCACUGCACUCACAUCGAAUUUGGCGCGGAGCUGGCGCGACAGCGGCGCAAGGCGGCUGCACUGUCGUGGAGCGGGACUCCACUGGGCACUGUUGGGAGCGGCACCAUACACAGCUGUAAUGAGCUGCGUGCCAUCAGCGGCAGCUUUAUCUCAAGCCACGGCUACCACUACCGCUACGAUGGCUGGUAUGAUGCCUUCGCUCUUGCCCCGCUGUCUGCGCGCGCUGCCGUCACUAACAACACCGCUGCAAUGACUUCCGCUAGCUCUUUGCCUCCCAUGGGGUCUGCAACGGUGCCGGAGCCGUGCGAUGACGGGGGAGCGGUGCCGGUGUCCACUGUCUCGCUAUUGCCUGGAGAGCACUGCGAAGCGCAGGAGUGGGUGGCCGCGAUGGAGCGUGACACGGCCGUCUGCGAGGUGGUGUACCUAUGCUACUCUUUCCAGCCCUGGUUUCCCGCACCCUACGGCGCUCUAGAGUAUCUGGCCCUCCCCGAGGACGAUGUCUGCCACUCCGUCUACGUGUGCCACCGGUGCCUCUCGCCAUUCUUCACGCGGGAGCAGUACUACGUACACCUGGCCGGCGAGUACUGCCGCCUGCGCACACCGCCUGGCCGACUCCUUUACCACGACGGGGACGCCGGGUACAAGGUGUUCCUCGUGGACGGCGCCAAGAACCUUCACUAUGGCCGCUGCCUGUCCCUCUUGGGAAAGCAGCUCAUCGAGAGCAAACUACUGUUGAAUGACGUCGACCUGUACGAGUACGUAGUGGUGACGAUACCCCGUGCCUCGCUGCCGUACAUACCAGCCGCACUAGCGUCCUGCACGUCUGCCGAAGAGCCCGGGGUGGACACCUCGAUUGCACUCUCGAGUGAAGGGUUUCGCCGGACCGCGAGCGACUUCGAUGCGGAGGGCUGGGACGGCGACGCAGUGAUGGGGUACUUCAGUAGGCUGAAGCACUACCCCGAUCACACGCUCUCGUGCAUCGUCACGCUGCCUAUGUUUCAACGGGCGCGUGUGGCCACGUUCUUGCUGGACGUGGCGUACUGGAUGACUCGGCAGCGGCAGCGUGUGUGCGGGUGCGGUUUUUGUGGGAAGUCCGGUGGCGCCAUCAGUCGGCCUUUCUCACCCCAUGGGGAAUCACUGCUGCUCUCGUACUGGCGACGCGCCCUGCUGCGGUCGCUAGCUGCGGUCGCACCGUCGUACCGUCGUGUGUCGCGGACCGCACAGCCGGAGCUACGCUUCACCCUGGAGGAGCUCCGCGCGCUGAUUGACAUACCAAUCCACACGGACGACUUGAAAACACUGCUGCUGCAGAGCGAGUUUGCCUUCUAUCAGCCCAUUGCCGCCAGUGCCGUGUCGACGCGCGACUGCGGCGAUGACGACAGCGCCUCACCACUAACUUCUCCGACCUCUUCAACGAGAAGGCCGCGCCGAAAGCACAGCCGCGCCCCCGCCUCGCUGAAAGACUCCAAGGCGAGCGGCGGCAGACAGGCUUCCUCUUCCUUGGCAGGAGGCAGCGCUGGCAAUGGUGGCAGCUCAGCACCUUGUGCGCGCUACACGGCCACGUUGGUUCUGGAGACCACACUCCUUGAGGCAGUAGCAAAGCUUCCCACAAAGGCGCCGCAUUCGUGCGUUACGUUCGACAAGCGCUGGCUCGUGAAGGAUGAGCGUAGCGCCUACGCGUACGAUGUGCCGCACUACCACUACUGA